Staurois parvus is the source of this 391-nucleotide messenger RNA. NCBI's taxonomy places the organism in Eukaryota, Metazoa, Chordata, Amphibia, Anura, Ranidae. The record is from the annotation of a GenBank genome assembly.
AGCUCCGAGAGCGACCCAUUCUUUCACAAACAUUUGUAGAAGCAGUCUGCAGGCCUAGGUGCUUGAUUUUAUACACCACUGGCCAUGGAGGUGCCCUCCCCAGGGAUUGGCUGAAACUGCAUAAAUAUUCAGGCCCAGAGUCUGCCUCUUCCAGCCCACAAUUAUUAUUAUAACCAAGUGGAAGCAACUGGGAACAACAGCAAAUCAGCCAUGAAGUGGUAGGCCAUGUAAAAUGACAGAGCAGGGUCAUCGCAUGUUGAAGCGCACAGUGCGCAGAAGUCGCCAACUGUCUGCUGAGUCAAUAGCUAAAGACCUCCAAACUUCAUGGGGCCUUCAUAUUAGCACAACAACAGUGUAUAGAGAGCUUUAUGGAAUGGGUUUCCAUGGCCGA